Messenger RNA from Aspergillus japonicus CBS 114.51, 900 nucleotides. Its product is annotated as HPP family protein. NCBI's taxonomy places the organism in Eukaryota, Fungi, Ascomycota, Eurotiomycetes, Eurotiales, Aspergillaceae. The record is from RefSeq and is a predicted model, not a curated record. The coding region runs from base 1 to 900 and encodes 299 amino acids. The transcript is spliced from 2 exons.
AUGACAGUUCAGCAGACGUCUGCCCAGCCCUCCCGGCCUCCGUCGAUGCUUGAGCGCAUCGACUUCUCCCGACUCCAUGUGGAUAUCGAUGCCUAUAUAAAUCCUUUUCUUCCGCCCCCGCCUUGGCGAUACCUACCUCGGCCGGUCUCGCGCUUCUUUGGGUACCGAGAACCCCCGUCUCCAAAGCCUCUCGGCAAUGUCGUUGUGGCCUUCUGGACCCUGAUAGGGGUGUUCUGCGGUGUGCUCAUCGUAUCGGAGGCAUCGAUGCACGUGCCCCUUUUUGAGCACCAUAAUGCCCCGAUCAUCGUGGCGAGUUUCGGUGCUGCUGCAGUGCUGGAGUUCUCAGCAAUCGAAUCACCCUUUGCCCAGCCACGGAAUGCGGUCAUCAGUCAGGUCAUUGCGAGUACGGUGGGGAUUGGAAUCUCCAAGCUUUUCGCCCUGAACGCUCAUGCCGAAUCGUUGCCCCAAAUCGGCGGCGCUCUGGCCUGUGCCAUCACCACGUGCAUCAUGGUCCUCACGAAUACCGUGCAUCCGCCCGCAGGAGCAACCGCGCUGCUUUCAGUGACGCAGUCGGCCGAUGUGGGCUGGGCCUUGAUUCUCGUCAUGCUCCUCGGAAGCGUGCUGAUGCAGGCCGUGGCCUUGUUGAUCAACAACAUCCAGCGUCGGUUUCCGGUCUACUGGUGGACUCCCGUCUCUCUGGCGCGGCCGAAACCCAGUGACACCGAAAGCGGGGAUGGAAUCAACCGAGCCAGUUUUGAUACGGACAGCACACAAGAAGUGUUCCCGGGUGAACCGAGGCAGGUCCUCAUUGCACCGGGCAAGAUCCUAUUGCCGAAUCAAUUCUCAAUUUCGGAGGCGGAGAUGAAGGUCUUGCGGAGUAUUAGUGAACGACUACCAUGA